AUGUCUUUUCAACAACUGAAAAAUUUUCUUGUUCCACGAAAGAAUGUUACUGAUUUAGUAGAAUAUCGGGUGUGUAAUGAAUGUGCUUCUCUCUCUGAAGGAAAAACACAAUGUCGUAAUCCAAAUUGUAAACUAUUCGGCUCUUUUAUUAAAUAUCCAACGGAGUUUCUGUACUUUCCAACUGAAUUCCAGCUUUUAUCAAUUUUAUCUCGUACAAAAAUCAAAUUUUAUAAAAAUGAUAUACGAACUUCUCCAGCAACAGAAUUAUCAGAUGUUUGUGAUGGAGCAGUUUAUAGAAAACUUGUUCGAACUCAGCGUGAUCCUUUCAUUACACUCACAUUAAACAUUGAUGGAAUAUCAAUUUUUCAAUCAAGUAAUCGAUCUAUUUGGAUAUUUACUGCUGCAAUCAAUGAAGUUGCUCGUCAAGAUCGAUUUAAAUUAAAUAACAUGUUAAUUUUGGCUAUUUCCUCGAGCCUUUGUAAGCCGUCCAAGGCACAAAUGCAGUCAAUGCUUAAACCUAUUGUUCAAAAUUUAAAAAGAAUUGAAAAUGGAAUUAGUUUUAACACUCCAGAUCAAGCAACAGUUUUCUUAAUACUCAGCUGCAACGAUAAGCCAGCCCAAGCACUUCUUCAAAACCUUGGAGAGCCUCAUGGACGCUUCGGAUGUGGUUCAUGCACUAUUGAAGGCGAUAAAGCUUCUACCGGUAAAACUAUGAUACGGGUAUUCCCAACAGCACCAACAAUCACCUAUAGUUUACGCACUAAUGAAUGGUACGAUCAAAUGAUCGAAACAGUUUGUAAUCCAGAUGUUCGACAAAGAACAGCUGAAGACGAAAUCCUCGAAAUAUUGUGUGGUCAUAAAGGAUCGAGAAAAAUUAGUCUUCAAUCUCCAUCAGCACGUGAAGAAGAGGUUAUCAAUCAUUUAGCUGAAUUAUUAAAUACAAUUAUCAACUGUCAUGAGUUUACUGUAGAAAGUGAAAUUUCUCUUGAUUACAUUUCCGAUGAUUUAACCGAAGAUGAAAUUGAUCAAUAUGUUGUAUCAGAAGACUCUGAAUUAGAUCCUGAUUUCAACGACAUGGACAACGACGACAGUGAUGGUCUUCUUCAAAAAUUUUCUUUAGAUUAUAUGAAAAAGGUUAUUGAAUAUUAUGAUGAAAGAAAUCCGUUGACAGGAAAACGCCGUCGGUCUUGGAAGGGUGUGAAGCGUCGAUUUAAACGUGUUACACAUUCAUCAUAUAUAUCUCGUUUUCGUGCUUAUAUUGAAAAGGGAGGAACGAGAACG
Messenger RNA from Rotaria sordida, 1281 nucleotides. Lineage: Eukaryota; Metazoa; Rotifera; Eurotatoria; Philodinida; Philodinidae. The record is from the annotation of a GenBank genome assembly.